UAGCGUCAAACUGGGGGCUGGAUUAUACCAAUUUCUAAACAGAUUUGGGUCACGCAAACCCUGCCGCUCGGAGCUAAAUUUAGAAGCUGCUGCUUUCGCGUGAAGUCAUGAAAACCAGGGGGAUGCAGUGUUACCAGGGCUGGGAGUGGAGUCGACUUUUCCAUUUGUGACACUCAACGCCGCACGUUGGCUGAGGCUGAGGCGCCGUGCGUUUUUACGCUGGGGAGAGGGACGCUGGAACGACGCUGCGCGCCGCAGCAUGAGCGUCUGAUAGUGUCUGCGCUCCUCUAUGUCUGCAAAACAUGUCCUUUUUGAGCCUACCAAGCCAGGACGGCCUUUUCACGGCGAUCAAAGCAGGGAAGUCAGCCGCGGGGGCAGAGGCUCGGUCACGCACGGACGCAGGGGACGACAAUGAGGAAGAGGUGGAGGAUGAUGACACGGAGGACGUGCGGCUCAUCCCCAGGUGUUCCCCGGUGCCCCGCAAGCGAGGCGCGUCCAUCUACGAGGAGACUGCCGAGUACAUGCGGAUCCACUUUGCGCUGGCCGCGGGGAAGAGGGUGUCGUUCGCGGACACAACAGGUGGGGAUCUAGUGGACGUGCGGGAAUUCGUCGCCUUCGACUCCGACGAGGAAUCGGACAGUGCAAAGUGGGAGCAAGAGCAGGCAAAGUACCGGAAGCCAGACCGGGAGCCCACCUACAGCCUGCACCUGGAGUUUCAGACCCCCCCACCGGAAGCCCUGCUCCACGCUGUGCGCAACAACAAAGUGGAAGUGGAGCAGAUCGCCCCUGCAGAGGAUGACCCCCUCGCCUUUCGUGGUGUAAUACGCGUCCUUAACGUCUCCUUCCACAAAGCAGUGUACAUCCGAUCAACCAUGGACAACUGGGCCAACUACUUUGACCAUCCAGCAGAGUAUGUGCAGGGAUCCCACCAUGAAGACACCGACCAGUUCUCCUUCAAGUUGUGCUUUGCGCCACCUUUCACCUCCCACGGCUCUCGCCUUGAGUUUGUCGUUCGCUACGAAACUGCAGAGGGGGAUUUCUGGGCUAAUAACUCUUCCCUGAAUUAUGGGGUCACUCUGCUCUUGUCCUAUGAGGAUGAACCAGCUGUGGCAAUUGCAAACACUGAUGAGCAGCAGAUACGAAGCAUCCUGAAACCUCCCAAAGUAUACAGUCUGAAUGAUGAACCCGAGUCUGAUGAAGAGCAGGACAGAGAAGAAGAGGAAGCAGGGAUCUCAAAGACGGAAGUUGCCAGGCCUGUACCUAUGUGUCCGGUCAUCAUACAGCCAGACCUUGAUUUAGAGGCUGCAUCAUGUGGCUCCCUCACUACUUCCAACCACAAGCCUUUAUCUGUUGGUGACCACUCAUCUCCUAUUGUGUCGUCAGCAAAACCGUUUCCUUGCAUGUCUUCUGAAACCACUCUUCAGUCUAAUUCUACACACCAUGCCAGCAAACCCAUUCAGCCAAAAGAGUCACAGCCUUUACCCAGAAUCCACUUUGAUUUGGUGGAGCAAAUGUCAGAGCAGUCCACACCCAGUGGUCCCCCAACACUGGUGGCCACCUCAUCUUCCUCACUUCAAGAGUCCAGGCAAAUAUCAGAACACUUCCAGGCUGAGAAAGGCGGGGUCACACAUCUUCUCGCCAUUGAAAGGAAUUUGUUGUCAUCAAUAGAAGAGGAUGAAACUGAGCUGCCUGCUGAGUGUGCCUCGACUCACAGUGUGACUCGGGUCUCCGAGCAAGAGGUCACGUUGAGUUUCAGUGAUCUUGCUAAAAGGCAUGUAGAAGACUCCGUGAAGUCUGCAGAGCAUAUAGCCCGCGGGGGCGGAUGUUUGUCCUCGAUGGCAGAUAGUCGGGUGUCUGUGGGAGCAGAGGAAAACGCAUCCACACUCCAAGAGUUUACAGAAAACCCUUCAGUAAACACAGGCCUUACUGAGGUGAGUUCAAACAAAGCUGCUCUGUCUGUGUCAGCCUGGGAAGAGAAGGAAGGUGGUCCAUGUAUUUACUCUAAAACAACACCAAAAAGUGAACCACUCAUUCAGGCGGAAGUCUCUGGCCUUCUAUCUGAGAGUGCAAUGAAUCUGAUGCCAUGCAUUUUUUUUCUUAGUGGAGUUGUCUCCUUCUCAGUAGUGAUGCAGACACCCACUGCCCUCUUCUUCAUUGGACUGUUUCUGGUUUUGCACCACCUGUGACUUUUUUUCCCCAAAGGUUUGUUCUCCUAAUUCCUUCAGUGCCUUUUGUGAUCCCAGAUUAAGCCAACAAGUAGAAACGGUACACCUGUGUCUCUUCACAGAAGUAGUAGUUUAUAUGUGCAAUAUGUAAAGAAAUCUUUAAAAAUGAUUGAAAUAUUGUUCAAAUGAUGCAAUAGCUCAGUUUACACUGUUUAAUCACCAAAAACUCAUCAGUACUUCAAUGCACUUUAGUGACUGCCGUCAAUUGAAGCCGUCUUUGAACCCACACAUUGGAAAAAGUUGGAUGUAGCUACUGGGUUGAGGAAGUGCCUUAAACUGUUGUUUAUUUGUGUUUGAUGUCACCGGAUGUGACUGGGAAACUAAAGACUACUAAAAAAAA
Messenger RNA from Oryzias melastigma (Indian medaka), 2565 nucleotides. RefSeq names its product protein phosphatase 1 regulatory subunit 3A (gene ppp1r3f). Gene Ontology annotation, molecular function: glycogen binding; protein phosphatase 1 binding. Lineage: Eukaryota; Metazoa; Chordata; Actinopteri; Beloniformes; Adrianichthyidae. Gene Ontology annotation, cellular component: protein phosphatase type 1 complex. The transcript is spliced from 4 exons. The record is from RefSeq and is a predicted model, not a curated record. Bases 303 to 2186 code for a protein of 627 amino acids. Gene Ontology annotation, biological process: regulation of glycogen biosynthetic process.